Molecule: messenger RNA, 3936 nt
Organism: Ooceraea biroi (clonal raider ant)
Lineage: Eukaryota; Metazoa; Arthropoda; Insecta; Hymenoptera; Formicidae
Product: CD9 antigen
Cellular component (GO): plasma membrane
Source: RefSeq, a predicted model, not a curated record
UGUGAUCGUGUGUGAGCCGUCGUCGGGUCGUCACGCGACCGUACCGCGAUCCCUUUUCGCGCGAAGCGGCAGAUCGGCGCGGAAGCGUCCGCACCGUCUCGGCAGCGUCGAGACGAGACUCGAUCGCGAAGCGGAGCGCACUUCAUUGAAUCGAGGAUCACAUCCGCGUCAAGACGCGGAGCGUAGACCCCCCGAGCGCGUCCCUCCGAUCGUAGGCGGCGCACUUCAGAGCGCUGCGCCGAUCGUGCAUCUGGCACUCCGCGUUGGCACGGCGCGCAAAUCGGAGCGCACGGGUCGCGCGAUCGCGUAGUCGUGUGAGAUCUCACGAUCUCUCGAUUGUUUUUCAUUCUCGUCUCGCCGUUCGUUCUCGUGUGACCUGGGCAGAAUGGCAAAUUGUUGGUACAACUUCUCCAAGUACACGCUGAUAGCCUUGAACGUCGUAUUUUUGACCGUCUCGAUAGCGGUGAUCGCUCUGGUAGCAUGGAUGCUGACGGACAAAACGUUCCUGGUAUCGAUCGCUCAAGAAGAGGACAAUUACGACGCGGGUCUGUACAUUCUGCUGGGCGCUGGGAUUCUCAUGUUCAUCGUCGCCUUCUUGGGCUGCUGCGGCGCUCUCAGGCACAAUCGGUGUUGCCUGGUCUCCUUCGCCGGCAUCAUGCUCGUCAUUAUCGGCGCGCAGGUCGCAUUCGGCGCCUGGCUUUACGCUAAUAGGGACCGUUUAGACGAGCUGCUGAGAUCCUCGGUGAUAAAUACCGUUAAGAAUGAGUACGGCGAGAUAGAAUGUCGUACGCAAAUCAUGGACGCGAUUCAAUCUGGCCUCGAGUGCUGUGGAGCCAACGGACCGGCAGAUUGGGCUGGCAGCAAGUACUCACGAAAAGACCCUUCUCUUCCGCUCUCUAUCACCGUUUCCAGCGAUUCCAACAACAUGUUCAAAGUACCAGAAACAUGCUGCAAGAAUAUGGACAGCACUGAGUGCAACGAAGCUCGCAACAUGAGAAUUGCUGGAAUUGUGAAUUCUGAGAUCUACAACGAGGGAUGCACGGAGAGAUUGGUGAAUGCGCUGAAAGGUCAAACUUAUCACGUUUUAAUUAUAUCGAUAUUAAUCCUGAUCAUGGAGAUCCUCGGUUUGGUACUUGCUUUAAUUUGCUGUUGCGAAGACGGCUCGUCGGAUAGAUAUAAGGCUUAAACCGAUUAAUCGCGUAUGUAUUAAUCGCCUAUAAGAAUCCUUCCUUGCCGGGCGUCCCAUUGUAACGGCGUGUUACGGAGAAUAUCAAAAUUUCGUUUCCGUGCCAAUACCAGUGAGUAACUUUGUAACUUGUCUCGCGUUUGGUCGCACUGAAUUAUUGAAAUAAUUUUUCAGGUUGUUAGAAAGACAUCGCAUCGGAUAAAUAACCGUUUCUUAGGCUGUAUUAUUAUCCUGUGUGAAUUGGUACGCGUUAUUUUCAGACCAAUUGAAGAUCUGACAUGUAACGGCACCGUUUCAGAAAUUUAUUUCUGUAUCGGUAUGAUAGCUUAAUAUCGACAUGCAUAAUAAUGCAGAGUAACUCAUACCAGCGAGGAUAAUGCAUCUCAUCUUUUGAUUAAUUGUCCGUUAAAAGGGUACAAAGACAUGGCAGGUAUUAAAACUGAAAUGUAUAAUCGUAUAUAAUUUUUAUCGACACGUGUAUAUAAAUUUCGAGGGAAGAUCGUGCAUCCGCGAAUAUGAAACGAGGCUAUUGAAUUGAAAAAGUAAACUAAUAAUUACGGGAUAUUUGCGCUGAUUUGAAUAGACAUGCACAUGUGACUUGAAUUGGUGCGAAUAUAGUCACUCGAAGAAUAUGUAGUGUAUAUAAGCCUUCCAAGAUCCGAAAGCAACAGCAGGACUGUAGAACGGAGUCUGACUAGAUGCUUCCUGGACAUUUUUGGAUUCAAUAUCUGCCUUCAAAUUCUUUUAGUCUUUUUUUUUGUUACAAUCACACCAUCAUCACGGCAUUGUUGAAUUUAUAUGCGCGCCUUAUAUGUUAUACGCUAAGGAAAAAUCUCAAUUUUAUAAAUGAAGAAGACGAGUGCGAGUUUACGUAACGGAUUUUUAGAUUCGGUUUUAUUCAAGUACUGCCCCAAAUGUUCUACAUUAUUUAUACAUAAAUAUAUAUAUAUGUACCUAUAUUCUCUUCCAGAGUUUAAAGACUUAUAUGCAUAAGCAUUUAAUAUCUUUUACGAGGUACCUAUGCAGUUAGGUUUUCUCUUCGGGCCAAAGUAGUACACCAAACUGGCGCGUUGCGCUGAUACAAAGCGAAAAUUAUAUUUUGAAUUGCACAAGCGCGGCGAUAUAUUAGAGAUUAUAUUAUUUCUACAAUGGAAUUAUAUAUUAUGUUAUAUCUAGAAUAUAUAUCUAGAAUCUCGCUGUCACGUUUGAUAUUUCAAGCGAUGCUAAGCUGCAGAUUAUCGCUAAUAUAUUUAAAGCUGUAUUUUCAUCCGACUAAUUUUGACUAAUAUUUUCAUUAACAGCAGCGUUUAACGAUCUGAAUGCAGAAAUCUCAAGAAGGAAUCGGUUUUUCCAAGUAUCGCGUUUUAUAUUGUGGUUAUUAUUCUUCCACGCUUUACACUAUCUUGGCAAAUUAUUUUGAAAAUGAAACUAAAAUCAUACCGGUAUCAUCCACGUAGUCCUGUACUUUAACCUACGACACGAUUGUCAUAGUUUCUAGUCUAUAAACGAUUAAUACUAAUUUAUCGAUUUAUUUGCUUUAUCUCAUGAUAUAUAUUAUAUUUUAUAUAUUAUUUUUUAUAUACUUAUAUAUUAAUGAUAAUUGCCUCUCUCUUUAGGUUUUACGUGUGAAAUCUAACAGUAACCGUUUCCAAUUUUAUAAAAAAGUGCUACUUGCUGUUUGCAUAAUAAUAUAAUAAUGCAUACAAUUUCAUGCAUUAAUAAUCGCAGCUAAAAUGAUCAUUUCCAAGAGAUUGUUUUGCAGGCAGCGUUUAAUGAUGAAGUAUCGAUAUGUUUAUUCUACUAAUAUGUAAAAUCAAACGAGUCCUCUGAGAGUUCCCCUGUCUCGUCUGAUGUGCUUUAUAUAGCUUUUCGGCGGUUUAGUAAACUUAAAUUGCAUUGGUAAACAUGAAACCCUGGUAAGGUGCAACGAUUUAAAAAUAUUGCAUAUUAUAAAAUCAAUAUUUUUAAACAUCGAUGUACAACGCACUGUCCAUAUGUACGCUGUAUUGUAAUUAAGAUUCUUGUGAAAGUGUUACUUAUUAUGAUUAUGGUUGAAUACAAAUUUAAAAACAAGCGUUUCAACUAAAUUUUGAGGAAACUUUUGUCCCGGCGAUAGUCAUGAGCGGAAAUCCAAACGAAUAAUAUGCUAACAAGACUUGUGACCAAAUUAAUGUUAAAUCCUGACACGAUAUAUUUGCCGUUAAAAAGAAUUCAGAUAAAUUUAAUAAAUUUAGUAGCGAGCAAAGUCGUCGGCGUUAUAUCAAAGUUGUAACUCGAAAUAAUUGUUGUUUAUAUGUAAAAAUAUGAAACGGCGUGUAACAGCAAUACGUAUUUUGACUAAAAAUCGUACGGGCACCUUUCUUACCAUGUAUCGACUCUCGUACACAUACACGCACACAUACGUAAAUACGCACGCAGAGAUGUAUCUUUACGAUCUUUUUUUUACAGAUUUUUGAUCGAUAUUCUAUUGGGUAUUACUUUUAGAAUUUAUUUUUUUACCGUGAACUGUAUUUGUACACAUUUGAAUGUUGUCUGCCGUUUAUAAUAUAAAAAAUAAAGAUACUAUACAAGUAUAUGUAAAAUUAUACGGAUAAUUGCGUGGGAAUCGAGCGUGAAUUUCCAAGUGCGAUGAUAAUUGUAAGGUUUAUCUGUCUACUAUUGUACAUCAUGACGAUAAUUGUAUUCCUUGAAUGGAUUUCCAUUCUUCGUACAAUAUAUUCUCUGCAAAUAAAGGUACUUGUACACCUCCA